Melanotaenia boesemani (Boeseman's rainbowfish) is the source of this 7217-nucleotide messenger RNA. RefSeq names its product interferon-induced very large GTPase 1-like. The coding region runs from base 150 to 5324 and encodes 1724 amino acids. The transcript has 5 exons. NCBI's taxonomy places the organism in Eukaryota, Metazoa, Chordata, Actinopteri, Atheriniformes, Melanotaeniidae. Gene Ontology annotation, molecular function: protein binding; GTP binding. The record is from RefSeq and is a predicted model, not a curated record.
GCAGUGUCAUUUGCAAGGAAGUGUUGGACUGUGUACUCAGACUCAGCUACUACUUGAGACAACAUAUUCUACACAGUUAAAAUUAAUCUUGGAGGACAAAAACGAGAUGUGGAUUUUAUGAAAGAUGGCGUUUGGCAGAGUGUGAAAGAAUGACUGAGAGUGCAUCCACAGCAAUGGAUAUCAUGGAGGCAGAUGAGGAGUUUUUUGAUGCCUCGGAUCACUUCCCCGAAUUUUGCCGUGAAGAAGGAGACUCUCAUGUCGCUGAAGACUGCAGCACGGUAGACGUUGAGGGACUGAAACCUGGGACUGAGUAUCUUUUAAACAUCACAAGGAUCACAGAAAGUGGACAUCAAAGUGAAGCUGCAUCUGUAUUUGUAUUUACAGAACCAGUUGAUCCAGUUGAAGUGACAGUCUCUAAUAUCAGCACAGAGUCUCUGUCUCUGCAGUGGGACUCUCCUGCUGCUGAAGUGGAAACUUUCAUUGUAACAUGUUGCACCGAGGGAGAAACUGUGGAGGAGUUGACGACAGACGCAAACUGUGUGACGUUUAGUAACUUGAGACCAGGGGUGUGUUACUCCCUCAAUGUUUCCGUACAGCUGAAAAAUGGAGCAAGAAGCACACCAGCUGGAAUAUCUGCCAAGACAAAGACAGACCUGGAGAUUUUGCUGGAGGAUCUGGGGUUGGACCGGUGCUAUAGAGAGAAGUGGUCGCUCAGCAAGAUACUUGAGAUUGAAGAGAAGACCAUCAGUGAUGAAGAUGUAAAGUGUAAAUCAGACAUUCCCUGGUAUUUUCUAAAGAAACUGAUGAUGGUUAAUGUGACAGCUAGGAAUGCAAAAUAUACAUUAGUGUGUGACUCAAACUGUGAUGAUGCAUCAGAGAGUAAAAAGUUAGAUCUUAAAAAUCUGGUCAGGGGUCCAACUUCAGAUCAUAUUUCCAACCCUCUUGACAUAAUCACUGCUCUCUUUCUGUGUUCUGAUGGUUUUGUACAACAAGAAAUGGCACUAAAAAUGUCAAUGUGUCAGUUCUCUGUACCUCUGUUGCUUCCCAACUGUGACACAACACAGUGUACACUCAUGCUGUGGGCCAUGAGAGACAUUGUGAAAAAGUACAGACCUCAACAUCUUUUAGAAUCCAAAGGCUUCAUUGAAGAAAGAAUUGUUCAUUCUCAACUUCCAAUGAUCUCUUUUGUGAGACUGGGUGAAUGCUCCUUGUCCAAGUCAGAGAUCCUCAACAAGCUUCUGAGCAGUUCUCAGCAGUACCAUGACACCUUUGUUCAUCACAACAUGGAGUGUGGAGACAAUCCAAGAAAAAUAUCCAAUGGACUGACUGAAAUUACCUGGUACCUUCCUUGUGGAAACCAGAACAUGGACAUUUUUGUUGAGCCAGUUGCUAUAGCUAACCUUCAUGGUGACAUUGCUUCAUUUGAAACACAAUUCUCCUUUCUAUGUCAGACUUCUGCAGCAGUGUUUGUGUUCUUUGAUGAUUUGAACUCUGGAUGCAAACUACUGACCCACCAAAUCUACAAAGCACAGAUCUUUUUGGUUGGCAACCAUCAGAGCAAGAACUUCAGUUUAGAAGAUUUGGAGAGAAUAGCAACUGAAUUGUGCUUGACAAACAAAAACAUUAUUUUGAAGACAAAGACCAUGAAUGAUGCCGACUUUGUCAAAUGUUUGAGAAAAUCAGUCAGUGAUGCAGCUGAAAAUCCACAAAUGAAGAUGUCAGUAGAGCAGAUGGCUGAUGUGGCUCAUGAACUGGGAAUAUUGGUGGAUGAAGAUUCUCCAGAGUGUCAGGCUGGAAAGCAAAAAGCAGAUGCCAUCACUGAAGACAUUCAAGACAUCCUUAAAUACAAAGAAGAUCAGCUUCCCUUGCAAGGAGAAAUAUGGAAGGAACUGACGUUCUUGGAGAAGGAAGAAUUUCGACUUAGAAAGAUUGGGUCUGAAAACAUAGAGCAGUACAAGAGUGAUCUUCAGGUGCAGAAAGAAGAACUGAGGAAGAAGCAGAACUCUUAUGACAUGUCAGCAGCUAUGACUUGCUUCAUUGAUGCCAUAUCCAGCUCAAGAACAGAGAGGUGUUAUUUCCUGAAAUGGAUGCGAAUGAACCUCGAUAACUUGUCUUGUAGAAAACUGUCUGGACUCAGGGAGCUGUACAAAGAGAAGAGUAAAGGUUCUGAGAACACAGAUGAGAUCAAGAAUAUAGACAGACAACUUUCCAACAGCUCACUGGGAACUGAACACUUCUUCCGUGAAAUGGGUCAGAUCUACGAAGCUUCAGUUUCCCUUCCAGAAACAGACUUAUCACGUAAACAGUUGCAGCAUCUGCCCAAACUCUGUGCACAGCUGUUACUUGAUGGAUUUCCUCUUGAGCUUGUAGAUGGAGAUGCUUCCAACAUACCUCUCAGAUGGGUGAGUGAUGUUCUCUCUCAGCUCAAUGACUUGGUGUCUCCAAAGAACAAGAUCAAGGUUGUCACAGUGCUUGGAGUUCAGAGCACAGGAAAGUCCACUCUCCUUAACACCAUGUUUGGAGUUCAGUUUGCAGUCAGCAGUGGUCGAUGCACUCGAGGUGCCUUCAUGCUGCUCAUCAAAGUCAAUGAAGACGUCAAAAAAGAUCUCAACUGUGACUUCAUGGUGAUCAUCGACACUGAGGGCUUAAAGUCACCAGAGCUGGCACAGCUGGACAACAGCCAUGAACAUGACAAUGAGCUUGCUACACUUGUCGUGGGGCUGAGUGAUAUCACCAUUAUCAAUAUUGCAAUGGAGAAUUCAACAGAAAUGAAGGACAUCCUGCAGAUAGUGGUGCAUGCUUUCCUCAGGAUGAAGGAGGUGGGAAAAAAGCCCAAAUGUCAGUUUGUUCACCAGAACGUUUCUGAUGUUUCAGCCCAUGAGAAGAACCUGAGAGACAGGAAACUGCUCUUGCAACAGUUGAAUGAGAUGACCCAGGCAGCAGCUAAAAUGGAAAAGAAAGAGGAGAACAAGAGCUUCACUGAUGUGAUGGAGUACAAUCCAAACACUGGGAACUGCUACGUUCCUGGACUCUGGAAUGGAAACCCACCAAUGGCACCAGUCAACGCAGGAUACAGUGAGGCUGUUUAUGAGCUCAAGAAAAACAUCCUCCAUCUACUGGGAGAGAGUGAAGCAUCUGCUAAUAAGAUCUUGGAGUUUAGAGAGUGGAUGACCAGUCUGUGGAAUGCAGUAAAACAUGAAAACUUCAUCUUCAGCUUCAGAAACAGCCUCGUAGCUGAUGCAUACAUGAGACUCUGCACAGAGUUCAACAAAUGGGAGUGGGAGUUCAAGAAAGAAACAUACACCUGGGUUACCAAAGCAGAGACGAGAAUCUCUAAUUUUGGUACAGUUGCUGCAAAAUCUGCAACAUCUGACAUGACACAACUCCUCACUCAGCUGAAAAGUGAAGCUGUAUCAGUGCUGUCUAAAUGGGAGACCAAGCUCCAGGACAAUCUGAAGGAAUACUUCAAGCAAACAGAGGGUCAUGUUUAUCUGGUUGAAAGAUACAGAGAGGAUUUUACCAACAGUGCAAAGAGCCUUCGACGAGAAUUAGAAAACUCUGUAAUUAACCAGCUCACAGCAGCAGCUGAUAUCAGACGGGGAAUGAAAGAACUGGAUGAAAUCAAGAAGAAUCACACAACAGUAAUACAGAAAGCAGUGUGUGAGUCAAUUAAUAAAUGUCGAAAGAAAAAAGUUGAGAUGACAGAAAUAGAGCUGGACAAAGAAUUUGAUGAGAUGUGGAAUGAAACACUGAAGAAACUGUCUUUUUUUGAACAAAAGCCUAAAGAUGUCUUCGACAGUGUCUCUCACUGUCUGAUAGCUAAUCUUUCAACAAAAGGGAGCCAUGCAUGUAAACUAUUGCAUGAAAAAAAGAUCAAAGAUUGUGGGUUGGAACCUUACAAAUGCAAAGCUGAUGGAACCUGGAAAAAAGUUAAAAAUGUAUUAACCACAUUGACCUUUAAAGAUUUUGUGAAGAUGAGACAACAAGAAGCUGACAGCAUCAUAGAUUCCUGCACUCAGUUUGUAACUGAAAAACUGGAAAGAAAAUGUGAUUAUCAUGACACUUACAUUCAGGAGAUCCUUCACAUCAUUGAUGAAAGUCUGAAAAAACGCACAGAUAUGAACAUAGAUACGGAGUUUGAGGUUUCUCUAAAACAGCACAUCUGUGGAUUUGCAGCCAGACGCUUUCAGGAAAUGCAUUUAGAGUUUCUACGUGUCAACGAUCCUCAUAGAUGUCUGGAUGAAAACAAAGAAAAGUUCCGAGAUGAUUUCCAAGAUGUGUUCCAUAAACGAGACCAGUGUCAGAAGAAGGCUGCAGAAUUCACAGAACAAUGUCUGAAGCCUGCUGUUGAGGACUUUGUCAACCGUUCCCUUGGUCCUGAUAUCGUUGAUGAAAUGCUGACGAAGGAGCAGUUCAGCACACGAAUGUCCUUCCAGUAUUCACUUUUACUGGAUCUGCUAUCAGAUGAUAAGUUUGAUGGUCUCUGCAGAUAUUGUUUUUCUUAUGAGAGUUAUGUAAAAGAAAAAAUUCUUCAACAAGUGAAAAAACAUUUCUCAAACAGCUCUGCAACGUUUAAGUUUGAGGACAGACGUCUGCAGUCAAUGAUCAACAGCAUAAAUGACGCCAUCAAACACACCAAAACAAAGAAGUGUGGUGACUUGAAGACAUUUGUUGAAGAAAUGUGCAAAGAACUUGGUGAUAAACUGGUCAUUUCCCAGGAUGCUCUUGGAGCUUUCAUGAUCCUGAACAAUGCGGACCAGGAUCAGUUUGCUCAUUGGCUCACAGUGUCUGUGGAGGACAUGGCAGAAACUCUCAGGAAGAAGUUUAAAAAUACAACCUUUGAAACAAAACUCAAACGUCUCCAUGUGAAUCCUCAGAAUGAGCUUUUCAACAGAGUGGUUGGUUGUGGCAAACAGUGUCCAUUCUGCAAAGUUCCCUGUGAUGCAGGAGGAGGAGCCCACACUUCACAUUUUGCUUCACUACAUCGACCAGAGGGUCUGGGUGAAUACAGGUUUACAACAACUGGAAAACUUGUCACUGACAUUUGCACAUCCUCUGUGCUCAGUGACAACAGAUUUAGCUGCAGUGCCACAAAAGGUAAAUAUCAUCCUUACAAGAAUUACAAAGAAAUUUUUCCAGACUGGAACAUUCCUCCAGAUUCCAGCCUUGAAGCAUCAGACUACUGGAAAUAUGUGAUGGCAAAAUACAACAAAGAUUUUGCCAAAGCAUAUGGUGCAGAACCUGCUGACAUUCCUGAUUGUUGGAGAAAGAUCACAAAAGAACAGGCAAAACAAAGUCUUAAAGAGUCUUUCACGAUUAAAUGAGACUAUUAUUCCUCCUAAACGACUUCUAGUCUCUAGAGGAAAACAUAGUGGAUCCACACAGAAGGCUCUUAUGUAUGGUUGUAUGAACACAAUUAGCCAAAAGUUUAAACACACUCCCAUUAUAUUUAAUGGAAAAGUGAGUCAAAAUGAUUAAAUGAUUAACUGAUUCUUGAUUCAGAAUUGAAAUGAUUUUCUGUCAUUGACAUUUGAUGACUAUUUGUCAUUUCAUUUCAUUUUGUUAAAAGAUUAAUGUUUUGGUGUAGAGUUUACGCAAAAGAAAGUUUUUAUUUUCAUCAAUAUACAAAUAUAAAGAUUUUUUUUUUUGUACCUGUCUUGAUAUAAAAUGUACUCAUUGAUAAAUAUUGGCAUAUUUGAAGGAUGGAAUUCUUAGUUUACUUUUUAAAUGUGCCACAGAAAACCCAGAGAAAUUCACUAUUAGUGCUCAUCUUAACCUGUGUUUGCAUUUGUCUUUAUAAGUAGGAAAAAAAUGCCACUCUGUUUAAUCGACAUAAAAUUGUUGUUGACAUAAAAUAAAAUCUGCUAUUAAGAAAAGCUUUUAUUGACUGUUUCAUUGAACAUAUAUAUAUAUAUAUAUAUAUAUAUAUAUAUAUAUAUAUACAUAUAUAAAAUAUAAAUGUGACUAAAUGUGAGAUGGGACACACUCCUAGAGACAAAGUUAAAGAAAAUGACAUCCGAAUGAAACUGAAACGUCUUAAUUUGAAGCCCCAGAAUGAGCUUUUGGCCAAACUGAUUGGUGACAAAUAGUCUCCUUUCUGCAAAGCUCCUUGUGAAGCAGGAGAAAAAGCCCACACUGAACACUUUGCUUCACUGCAUCAACCAACAGGUCAGGGUAGAUACACAUCCUUUUUCUCCUGUGAACUUGUAACUAAGAUAAUGCUAUCCUUUUGUGAUAACAAACAGGAUUUUUUGUUGUCAUUACACCUACCAUAGACCACACCUGUACAAGCACUACAAAAAAGUAUUCACAGACUGGAAAAUUGCCUCAGAUGUGAGUCUUGAGGCAUCCGACUUCUGGAAAUAUGUAAUGGCAAAGUACAACCAUGACUUUAGAAAAGAAUACAGUGCAAAGUCUGCCAAGAUCCCAAAAAGCUGGAACUAUAUCAUACAAAAACAGACAGAAGCAAGCCUUUAAGAGUCAUUUAACAUUAAGUGAAAUGUUUUACACUAGAAGAGGUGGACACCCUCCGUGUUUUAUUAAUUUCUAUCCCUUAGUUAUCUCAGCCUGACUUUACUUAUACUCUCUGAUAUGAAGAGAAAAUUGCAGAUGGCUGGAAAUAAGACAAUAUAGUUAAAGAUGUUUCCAUUACACAAUUACAUUUUGUCUUUUUUCUUCUUUUUUUUUCUUUUUUAAUGAGUGCCUUAAAGACAAGAUUUUAUUUGAUUUACUUACCAGUUUAUCUAUUUUUUUUUUUUUUUUUAAUGAAUCAACAAUGCCAUUAAAUUGAGUUAAACGGUUUGAUGUUAUGACUAAAGUCCCAGGCUCAAAUUAAAGCGGUGAUGAUAUUUUAUUUUUUGAAAUAUUGUAGAAUGAAGAAAUUGAUGAAAAUUACAUUUUAAUUAAAAUUAAUAAAAAAUAUUUUCUGUUAAAAAUAUGUUUUUGUUGUUUCUAUUGCUGCUACAUACAUUUUUACUAUGCUAAAAUAAUAACUUUCUGAAACUUAUCAGAAAAGUCUUAAAUCAUUUUAAUCUUGUAUCCUGUAAUCUUGUUCUAAAUGUUUUACUCUCUGUGUCUGAUUCCAUAAAAACAAAUGAUUCCUUUACAUUAUUGAAAUAAUAAAAAUGACCAGUUAUUGUAUGGUAAAUCUGGUAGUAUCGACAUAAUGCUACAUUAUAUACUCCUGUUAAGCAAGUGAAUAAAGAGAUAAAUCUGCA